GUGGUUUAAUAAAGCUCUCUUCUUCCCCGCCUCUACCCUCGCCCUUCGCUCACCCACUCCCCUUCUCACCCAUUUUUUGGUUUUCUUUUCCUGCAUUUUUGUCUUUUUAACCAAUCAUUUGCCUCUUUUAUUUACUGUGUUAAGGAAGAAAGGACGCUAUCGAUAAGUUUGAUUAGUUCUCAGUGUUGUCCAGUAAACUGAUUUCACCAAUUCAUUACCCAGCCCGCACCUGUUCGAUGAUAUUACUCAAUGAAUUUUUCAUUUGUGCUUAUAGACUUUGAUGGUGAUGGCAAUAAAAAAGAUUUGUUCUUUAAUUCCUUUGCGCCGCUAUUUCCUCCAGUUUUCUUUACUUCAUUCUGUCUCUUCUUCGAGGCAGCUCCAGGUAUCGUUAAGAGAAGCAAUUGAAGCCGAAGCUUACGAACAAAUACCUGACAUUCUCAGUACAGCGAAAGAUUCUUUCAGAAAUCCCAAUCCGUUUUCGUUCCUAUCGAAAUUUCCUGAAAACCGUAGAGCCCGUAUCAUUGAUGAAAUUUUACAGUCUUUCAUUUGCACAAGGCCCCGUUCGCGGCCUCGGAUUGCAUAUUCCUGUCUACUUUCAUAUACUCUGGAGAGCCCAAAUCCGCUUCCACUUGCUCUUGCAAUUCUCCAACGUACACUUCGUUCUGGCUGUCUUCCUGUUCCGCAAACUUAUCUGUUUCUUUCGAAUGCAUGGCUUGAAAGGCGAAAACGAGCUGAAUCUGUUUCGAGUAUACUGCUUGAGAUGCAGUCAAUUGGAUAUUCUCCGGAUUAUGGGACUUGUAAUUAUCUUAUUUUGUCCCUGUGUAAGGUUGAUCAGUUGACAGAGGCAGUUAAAGUCUUGAAGGGCAUGGGCCGGGCGGGUUGCUUGCCCGAUUUGGAUAGUUAUGGCACUAUAAUUGGUGAAUUCAGCGAGCAUAGAAUGAUAAAUGAGGUUGUAGAAAUACUUAAGGAGAUGGUAACACUCGGGUUGCUUCCACGGCAGCAAAUUGUGGUGAAAGCAUUGGCUGCAAUGCGUGCCAACAGAGAUAUAUGGAGAGCAGUUGAGAUGAUCGAGUUUUUAGAAAGCAAAGAUGUGUGUAUGGGGUUUGAGGACUAUGAGUUGGUGCUCGAGGGUUGUUUAGAAUGUGGGCAGUUUGUUUUGGCCGGAAAAUUUGCUAUUCGAAUGACUGAGAAAGGGUUGAUACCAUACAUUAGAUUGAGGCAAAAGCUUGUAGAGGGAUUGGUUAGUGUUGGGGAAUCAGAGCUCGCCUCUGUUGUGAGACAGAGAUUUGUACAAUUGAAAUCUUAGUUUCGUAAUUGGUUUAGGCACGACCUGAAUUUGAAGAGCAAUUCCCUCCACAACUGCUGUAAUGAUCAGGCCAUGUAUCAUUUGAAGUUGAACCAGAACCAACUAUGAGGUGUUGUACUCCUUAUUUCCUGUUCUUGUUCUAUACAGUUUUUAGUACACAUGUUAAGUGUCAUGAUGUUGAAUUACUGGAACGUUGUAUUGCCAUUUUUAAAAUAAAACUAAAGCUUUACUGGAGGCA
Molecule: messenger RNA, 1544 nt
Organism: Olea europaea var. sylvestris
Lineage: Eukaryota; Viridiplantae; Streptophyta; Magnoliopsida; Lamiales; Oleaceae
Product: pentatricopeptide repeat-containing protein At1g06270
Exons: 1
Coding region: 281-1306 (341 amino acids)
Molecular function (GO): protein binding
Source: RefSeq, a predicted model, not a curated record